Messenger RNA from Antrostomus carolinensis (chuck-will's-widow), 664 nucleotides. Its product is annotated as transcription factor E4F1-like. The record is from RefSeq and is a predicted model, not a curated record. NCBI's taxonomy places the organism in Eukaryota, Metazoa, Chordata, Aves, Caprimulgiformes, Caprimulgidae. The annotation marks the transcript as partial. The transcript is spliced from 3 exons.
GUGGCUGCCUCCUGGCUUUGAAAGAGGUGGAAGAAGUGAUGGUGUCUGAGGAGAGUCAGUCAGCUGACAACUUGGCUGCAACAGUCAUUUCUGAAGAUCCUCACACUGUUUUGGUGGAGUUUUCUUCAGUGGUGGCGGACACUCAGGAAUACAUCAUCGAGACUGCUACUGAAGACAUGGAGACCAGCGAAGCUACUGAAAUAAUAGAGGGAACAAGACAUGAGGUCGACAGCCACAUCAUGAAGGUUGUACAACAAAUAGUCAAUCAAGCAAACUCUGGUCACCAGAUCAUUGUCCAGAACGUCACUGUGGCAGAAAACUCCGAGGUGACCACAGAUGCUGCGGACACCAUCACCAUCGCGACCCCCGAAAGCCUCACGGAGCAGGUGGCCAUGACGCUGGCUUCUGCCAUCGGAGAAGGAGCAGUGCUGGCUACAGAGGGUGGCAUCGAGACAGAAGAAGCAACAGUGACAAUGGUGGCAUCCGAGGACAUUGAGAUAAUGGAACACGCAGGAGAGUUUGUGAUCGCCUCCCAGGAGGGGGAGGUGGAAGUCCAGACUGUGAUUGUGUAAUGAACAGCACGCUGCUGGUGACAGAUGUUAAUGGAAAACUUCCUGUUUCUCUCCAGUUGGGGAAUUUGAUCAGUCCUGAGUUUGCUGUUACA